UUCAGUUUCAAUUUAACAACGAGAUAUAAAAGCAGUGAAAACCUGCUCUGCAAAAGAAAAGUACAAGUGAGUGAGAAGAGAAAUGAUGAUGGCUCAAUAUAGAACCUUUUUAAGACUUUUCCUAAGUGUGGGGCUCCUUUCUCAAGGGUGUGAUUCCAGUGUGCGUUGCAGGAACGACAAUGGAACCGAGGUGGACUGGUAUAUUUUAUACAAACUUCCAGAAAAGAGUGAUAAUGGUUUGGCAUACCUGUACAUGGACAGCAGCACCAAUGGAUGGAAACGGAGCAAAAACGAUAUCAACAGUAAAUCAGGCGCUUUGGCAAACACCCUGAAGCCUCUACUUGACUUCUACAAGAGACAGACUGAGGGCUUUGGAUACCUGCUCUAUAAUGAUCAACCUCCAGGUAAAGCAGCUCCUGCAUCAUUUGGCCACAGUAAAGGAGUCCUGAUGUUGGACAGACAAACUGGAGUUUGGCUGUCACACAGUACACCAAAAUUUCCAACAUAUCGCAGUAAAAACUUCUGGCCAGACAGUGGAACUCUUAAUGCUCAAACAUUUAUGUGUGUGACCUACCCCUAUGAGCAAUUCAAAGAAGUAGGAUUGCAGCUCAAGUACAUCCAUGGUUAUUCAUAUGAUUCUGACAUCCCAAAAACCUUUCAUAAAGAGCUGAGAGAUGCUGCACAACGAAGGUCCUACCCAAAGAAAGCACCCUGGUCUAGGGUGACGAUGCUGACUUCAGUGCAGGGACAACACUUCGCAAGCUUUGCAAAAUACACACGUUUUAGGGACGAUCUUUACUCUGGCCUUAUUGUAAAAAUACUGAAGCAGAGUAUGUAUGUUAAGAGCUGGGGAAAGAUGCGUGAACCUCUGCUUUCUAACUGUGACAUCACUCACCAUGUGUACAAUGUGGAGGAAGUAAAGCUGGGAAAGCAGCGUUUCAGUACUACUGUAGAUCACUCCAAGUGGUGUGUAUCACAUAAAGGUAAUUGGACCUGCAUAGCUGAUAUGAACAGGGAAUGCAGUCAGAUGAAAAGAGGUGGAGGAGCAAUAUGCAUCAAUGAUAAUAAGGUUUGGAAGGCUUUCCGCACACUGGUGAAAAGCCAUGAAAAAUGUGAACAAAUGAAAAUGUGAGUUUUUAUACACAAAAAUUUGGUGUCUUCAGAAUCAGAAUCAGAAAUCCUUUAUUUAUCCCUGAUAGGAAAUUCUUCUUACUUACAGACUUUGUGAUUUUGCAGUCUUGUGUUCUGUAUUAUCUAUUUUUAUCAAUGAAAACCACCAAUCAGAGUGCUCUUACUCCAUGUGAAAUAAAUUGAAAUGAAUGAGUAAAUAAGAAUUAAAAAACAUGUUUAUGUUA
Molecule: messenger RNA, 1355 nt
Organism: Scatophagus argus
Lineage: Eukaryota; Metazoa; Chordata; Actinopteri; Scatophagidae
Product: deoxyribonuclease-2-alpha-like
Exons: 7
Coding region: 83-1132 (349 amino acids)
Biological process (GO): apoptotic DNA fragmentation
Molecular function (GO): deoxyribonuclease II activity
Source: RefSeq, a predicted model, not a curated record